This is a messenger RNA of Arachis duranensis, 1856 nucleotides long. RefSeq lists its product as uncharacterized. NCBI's taxonomy places the organism in Eukaryota, Viridiplantae, Streptophyta, Magnoliopsida, Fabales, Fabaceae. The transcript is spliced from 8 exons. The record is from RefSeq and is a predicted model, not a curated record. Bases 425 to 1381 code for a protein of 318 amino acids.
GUACUCUCUAACACCUUACAUUAAACACCUUAAAAAUGGUGUGUCAAUGUGUCAUGUGUGAGUAAUGAGUGCCCACUGCCCAGGCCAGUGUUGACAACUUGACAUCCGAGCGAACAAAAGGUACCGUGGCUAAUUUCUCGCUACAAAAUCAGUUUCAAAAUAGGGGGCGCACGUUAGCCUGACUGGCAAGCGCAAUUUAGCACGGCCGCCAUCCCCAGUGGCGGAGGAAAAAAACCAGCUCAAUCCAAAGAAGACACACAAGAUAGAAACAAACAAACCGGGUUCGAUCACUUCGAUGUCCGUUUCUUUUCAUCGAUCUAUAAUCGGAGCCAAAAUAUCUAGUUUUGAAAAAUAUUAAAGGCGCCGCAGAGAUAAAAGAAGAAGCGUGCAAUGGUGGAAUGAGGAUAAAACAGAAAAGAGGAAGAUGGCGAGAAGCAACAGUUCCUACAAGAAAAUCACACUCUUGCUAUGCUUCUUCAACAUCGCACUUCUACUCUACGCUCUUCGCACUCUCUACGCUUCUUUAUACAUCUACUCCGGUAACGUUUCACGCAAUAGUGUAUUGUAUAACCCAGAUCAGAUUAGGAAAAUGGAGGAAUCUAUCCGAAUACGAAAGGAGUUUAAACCGGAGGAGUUAAUUAAAUUGGUGAAGGAUUUAGAAGGUGAGUUUUCAACCGAAACUGCGGCGGUUGAAUUGCCUCCGCCUUUGAAACAGAGUAUAAUUGAUGAGAUACUGCAGAGACUAACCAACUUGAACUCCACUCGCACAGAUAUUGCUAAGGAACGAGAAGCAGUUGAAAAUUGGCGAAUGGAAAAACUGAGAGAGGCUAAGUUGGCUCUUGUGAGUAGGACUUCCAACUCAGCCAUUCCCCAUGAAGAGGCUGGUAUGCUAGCAAGAGCAUUGGAGUCUGAUUGGGCUGCAAUUUGUGAAGAGAUUGGCCUUUGGAUACCUGUUCAAGUUGUUAAUACAGAACAUGAAGACAAACCUGAGGGUGCAGAGGGGUUUGAGGAGGAGGUUCUUCCUGGCAGGUCCCUUCCACCUGAGUGCCAUGCUGAACUUCACACAGAUUAUGAUGGUGAUGCAGUAAGAUGGGGUCUCACCCACCACAAGGCUAGUGCAGCUGAUUGCUGUCAAGCUUGCUUGGAUCAUGCGAAACAUGCCAAAGAAGGUCAAAAGAAAUGCAAUAUUUGGGUUUAUUGCCCAUCUGAGUUUGGGUGUCAUUCACCAGAUAGAUAUCAACACAAACAUCAGGAAUGCUGGCUUAAAUAUGCUGAGAAACCUCGAUUGAAUUUUAAGGAUAAAUAUCCUGAAUGGUAUCGGAACUCACACCAAUCAGCACCAGUGGUUGUUCCAUGGGUCUCUGGAAUUGUUAGUGUAUGAAGCACAUGACCAACACCAUAGUUGAUCUUCAACCAGAUGCUGCCUUGUAUACUAUAAGACCACAAAGCUAGUUCAGGCAAAGCCUGUGCUGCACCGCUGGAUUCUUCUACUUUUCCCGAACAUGUGCUUUUUUUAUAACGAAAUGAACUGGGUUGCAAACCAUUUUUCCAUGGUCAUUUAGGACUUGGUUUUGGUCAAAAGGAAGACAUCUCAGUGCCAAGGAUUUUUUCACCAUGGUCGGUUUAAGUUUACAGUUAGGGAAUGUGACUUUAACCGACAAGGAGAUCAUUUGUUGUAAGUUAUUUGAUAGCAUUAACACUGAGGAAAUGUGACUUUUACAGAAAAGGGAGUUGUUUGUUGUAAGCUAUCUCUGAUAAGUAACAUAAUUGAUUGUUCUCCAUGGGAUUUGGAAUCCUAUUAAUAGCAGCAUAAUGCUUGUUCAUGUUGAGCAUGUUGAUGAGGAUCUCCACCCUAA